Messenger RNA from Cicer arietinum (chickpea), 1978 nucleotides. The record is from RefSeq and is a predicted model, not a curated record. Lineage: Eukaryota; Viridiplantae; Streptophyta; Magnoliopsida; Fabales; Fabaceae.
UUUUAAUUUUUCAGUGGGUGCACGAGGAAGAGACGGCAAAAUCAUACGAAUUACACGGGACACUGAGACUUCUACAUCGACUCCGAUGAAUCCCUCAGAGAGGAUUCGACCGACAGCUUCAAGGAGAAGAAGACGUAUGAUUAUUGAAGACGACGAUGAGGGACAUCAUGAUCAGGGGGAGCCUUCUAUAGUGCAUGAGGAAGAUGUGGUACAUGGGCAGGUGGAUGUACAUGAGCAUAUGGUGCACGAGCAGGUGGAUGUACAUGAGCAGGAGGAGGCUGCACCUGCUCAUGAGGGAGAGCAUAUGGAGGAGGAACAUGAUGGAGCUGAGGGACCUGGUGAGCUCACACGGUAUCCUGGAGGACCUUAUGAUUUGUCUGUCCUUACACGAUACCGUUAUCAUGUUUCAGCUAGACUAUGGUUUGGCGAGGAGCGACCAUUGCUGAAAAUUGUUGCGCAUGGGAAGAAAAUGCAACAAUUUACUCCGCCGGUACUUCCGCGACCCAUAGAGAAUUGGGUGAAUUUGUCUGGUCUGAACCCAUUACAACGGGGUAGUUUGAAGAUGAUCGACAACAACUUGAUAUCUGCCUUUGUUGAAAGAUGGCAUUCUGAGACAUCGUCAUUUCACAUGCCAUUUGGUGAAAUGACGAUUACUUUGGAUGAUGUUGCCAAUCUUCUCGAAUUGCCUAUUAGGGGUGAGUUCUACAGUCCACCCGGUGUAGAUAGAGUAACGACAUGUAAUCUUGUCGUCCAUCUAUUAGGAGUGACCACAGAAGAGAUCUGGGAGGAGACCAAAAUGACUAGAGGUGCACACUAUAGACUGGAUUGGUUGAAGGAGGUGUUCAGAAGGCAGUGUGCAGCAGAGAGGUUUGACUGUGCUGCUAUGGCAUAUCUGUUGAAUUUAGUCGGGAGUACUAUUUUCGCUGAUAAGACUCAUACUCUAGUUGAUGCUAAGUACCUUUCUUUAUUCAGAUAUUUAGACGACAUAGAUAAAUAUGCAUUGGGUACUGCUGCAUUAGUGGUGCUUUAUGACUAUCUCUCAGAUGCCUGCUAUUAUGACACCAAACAGAUAGGUGGAUAUAUGACGCUGCUUCAAUGCUGGAUUUACGAAUAUUUUCCGAAUAUUUGUAAUAGAGGUGAUCAGGGUGCUGACGUGGAAUGUUUUGCCCGAAUGAAUAGAUGGUGCUAUAAGCAAGGCAAGCAUAAGGUCCACGAAUACAGAAGUAUUAUUGAUGCAUUGACACCUGCAGAUGUUAUAUGGAGACCAUGGGAGAAUCACAUGGGUGUCAUUCCUUUUGAUAAUAUCACGCUUUCUACUGGUCACAUUCGAUUAUGCAGCACUGUAGUGAAAUAUCUACCAGAGAGGUGUUUGAGACAAUUUGGAUAUAUCCAAUAUAUUCCUUCACUGCCACUUCUAGAUCCUGCUAGAUUAUUUGAUGUAGAUGUGGAAUGGUUGGGAUAUGUGAUGCCAGUGACAGAGCUAUUUCACAAGCUUCGUCCAGCUACAUAUCCAUCUGAGUGUGAAGAUGGAUAUUUGGAGUGGUUCUAUCAGGUGUCUCAUCCACUGCUGGUGCGACUAGAUGGUGUACCUCAUGUCACACGUUAUAGUGUACCGCCCACCAGUGCAGAUGCUUCUAGCUCACAGCCGCCACCUAUCCUACAGCAGAUCGGUGAUCUUAUACAACAGGGGUUGAGGCAACAUCAAGCUAGUCCAGAUGAUGAGUUGUAUAUUCACUUUUAUAAAGCUUUGUAUUUAUCACGUAGUCGCACUAGUUCAUCUAAAGACAUUGCAUCUACGGGUUCCGUAGGUGGAUUUUGGGUAACACGUGACAACCGGCCUAAUAAAUACCCCCAGUGUUGUAGACGGCCUGUGUAUGCUAUUGCCCAAGAAGUUGCUUCAUUGGUACGAUAUUGCUUCCAACCUGGUGCAAUUUCUGGCAUUGGAAAUCCAUCUUUCAUCUUUAACUGCAAAAAUUAA